CAGCAAGCCACAACAUCGCGACAUCGCUUGGCAGAAUCACGAACUCAACCUCCUCUGACAAUCACAAUCUUGAUGGGAACGGAUGCUGCAUGGGCCGUGGGUGUACAGGUGCCAGUCUCAUUCUUCGAUGGCUGGGUAUUGCAGGAAGACGUGAUAAAUUGCCUGUACCUGCGAAUCGAACGUGGGGUAAAUGAAGCAAUGUUGUCAUCGUACAUCCGCAUAUAUAUUGAGCUCUGCUCGGGCUGAACGCCAUUUUUGACUUUACUUGCUUCUUAUCCCAGACACUCAUUUUCAGGAUGAAGUUCACGAGUCUGACAACUCUUCUCUUUGCGACCGCUGCUUUUGGAGGUGUUGUGAAGCGCGAGGAAUCGCAAUUCAAAUUGGGGCAGCCAAUUGACGGCAAGGGCAAAGGAGCACCAAUCCUAGGUGGAACAAACAAAGACGUCGACCUGGCAAACCCUUCUAACCUGGGUGAGCAAAGUACCGAUGCUGGUACGGUACCCAAUUUGAAGUGGAGAUUUUCCGAUUCCAAGACGAAAAUCUUCCCAGGUGGAUGGGUCAGGGAGCAGGUAGACAAUGACCUUCCUCAGAGCCAUGACAUUGCUGCAGCCCAACAACAUCUGAAGAAGGGUGCCAUUCGCGAGCUCCACUGGCACAGAGUUGCCGAGUGGGGUUUCGUGUAUGCCGGCCGUGUUCUCGUCUCUGCUGUUGAUGAGAACGGAAAAUAUCAAGUUGACAUCCUCGAGUAUGGAGACAUCUGGUACUUCCCUAAGGGUCAAGCACAUACUGUCCAGGGUCUCGACGAUGAGAACGAGUAUCUCCUAGUCUUCGAUGACGGAGACUUCGAUCGAGCCGGAACCACAUUCAACCUCGAUGACUGGAUCGCAAGAACUCCCAAGCACAUCCUGGCUAAGAACUUCGGUGUUCCCGAAUCAGUCUUUGACAAGGUCCCUGAAAAGAAUCCAUACAUCCUCAACAGCACAUCCAGCACCCAUAAUGUUACAGGUGGCAACGGAGAGCUUGUUGGCAACAGCUCCUACGUCUACCACACUUUCCAACACCCAUCCGAGCCUGUUGCUGGAGGCGGCGGUGUCUUCUACAAGAUUGACUCAACCAACUUCCCCAUCUCAACUACGAUCGCAUCUACUUUCGUCAUUCUGGAGCCCGGGGGUUUGAGGGAAUUGCACUGGCACCCAACCGCUGAGGAAUGGCUAUACUUCCACGAAGGUACUGCCCGAGCAACAGUAUUCACGGGCAACGGCAACUCUCGCACCUUCGACUUCUCAGCGGGAGACACAGCAGUGUUCCCUGACAACAGUGGGCAUUACAUCGAGAACACCUCGAAGGAUCAGAACUUGACCUGGAUUGAGAUCUACAAGAGCGACCGCGUGGCCGACGUUUCCCUUACACAAUGGCUCGCGCUGACCCCAGCUGAUAUCGCGGCGGCAGUACUUAAGGUCCCGAUCGAGUUCGUCGAGACCUUGAAGAAGGAGAAGCAAGUCCUUAUCAAGGGUUCGAAGUAGCAUCAGCAUCCAGCAUAAAGCGCGCUUUUCUAUUCUUCAUCGGCCGCGAUGGGUCGAACCCUUAAGUAGAGGCAGCAUACCUCAUAUGAAUCAUCUGCCUGUAGGCUUGACG
Messenger RNA from Aaosphaeria arxii CBS 175.79, 1635 nucleotides. RefSeq names its product thermophilic glucose-6-phosphate isomerase. The transcript has 5 exons. Lineage: Eukaryota; Fungi; Ascomycota; Dothideomycetes; Pleosporales. Gene Ontology annotation, cellular component: cell wall. The record is from RefSeq and is a predicted model, not a curated record. Gene Ontology annotation, biological process: oxalate metabolic process. Bases 297 to 1523 code for a protein of 408 amino acids.